GAGUGAAGCUGGACUGAAAGGCCCUGCAGGUCCCCCAGGUCCAAAGGGUGAAGAAGGUUCUCCAGGGCUGGGCAGAGGAGCUCUAGGAUUCCCUGGACCAAAAGGCUCAUCAGGAGACAUGGGUCCCCCUGGUCCUAUUGGACUGCCUGGCUUGCCAGGAACGCCUGGAGCUUCUCUUCCUUCUGAUAUACCUGGGAGACCUGGGGAUGCUGGCCAUCCAGGAACGGAUGGGAGCUCAGGUCUUCCAGGUUCUCCAGGACCACGAGGGCCUCCUGGCCCAGCUUCUGAUCAAGGUGACACAGGCAACCCAGGUUUGCCCGGCGUACUUGGCUUGCGAGGCAUUAAGGGUGAUGUGGGACGCACUGGUCCAGUUGGACUCCCUGGAGCAUCUGGAUUCAAAGGUGUAAGAGGGGAGCCUGGCCUUAUGGGGAUGCCAGGUAAAGAUGGGCCUGCGGGAGAUCCUGGUCACCCUGGGCUGAAAGGUGAAGUGGGCCGUCGAGGUCUCCCUGGCCGACAAGGGGCUCCCGGUAUAACCCCACAGCCAGAAGAACUCACAGCCCCUGCAGGCUUAACCAGGUCUGCCAGGAGUUGA
Messenger RNA from Cuculus canorus (common cuckoo), 592 nucleotides. Its product is annotated as collagen alpha-6(IV) chain-like. Bases 119 to 592 code for a protein of 157 amino acids. The transcript has 5 exons. The record is from RefSeq and is a predicted model, not a curated record. Lineage: Eukaryota; Metazoa; Chordata; Aves; Cuculiformes; Cuculidae.